AUGCCGCCAAAAGCAACUACGUCGUCCUCGUCAUCAACUGCCAAAGUGCAGCCAAGCUCACCAGUACAACAAUUGACAUCGCUUCUCAAGACACAACAAUUCUACUGGUUCUUGGGUCAUGUACUUGCUAUUCUAUUCUUUGUGUUAAGCUCAUUGACGGCUAUAUUGUUUAGACAAGCGGCUUCUUUAAAGUAUUAUCGUUUCACCUUGUUGUCUAUUAUUGUCACCUACUUGAUUGUGUUGAAACAAGUGUACCUCAAACGCUCGGCACCAAAAGCAACCCCUGCCAGAUUGAUCAGAGAUGAAAAUGUCCAGUAUUUGAGUUUGGCAGUUGUCUUUUACAUUGCCAGCUACAUCCUUGAUAACCAAGCACAGACUGUGUUGUACUCAUACAUCAUCUUUGCUGUGUUCCAUGCACUCACCUAUUUCCAGAACAAUUUGUUAUCAAUUGCCGUUCCAUCGAUCGCCACUCAACAAAGAGUCAAUUCAGCUAUCAACAAUUUUACCACUAAGUUCAACCAACUCGCAAUGUCAGCUGCUGCAAGUGUUGAGAUCGUAUUGGUUGUGAUGACAGCGUUUGACGUGUUGAUUAGCACUUUUUUGGUGUUGUUGAAAUGGAAUGUGGUACAGUAUGCCACCAAGGUGUUUCUUUUGGCUGCCGUUGUCGUGUUUAACAAGUUGAGAUAUGACAGUAACCAGUUCACUAAAGCUGCAGUUAACCAGUUGGAUCAAAAUGUAAAUGGAUAUGUUAACCAGUUGAACAGUCCUUCCUUGACGCAAAAGUAUUUCGGACUCAGAGAGAAAGUUGUUCAUUACUUGAAAUCGAUUCAAGUACCAAAGGAAGUGAAGAAAACGCAAUAA
Molecule: messenger RNA, 861 nt
Organism: Lodderomyces parapsilosis
Lineage: Eukaryota; Fungi; Ascomycota; Pichiomycetes; Serinales; Debaryomycetaceae
Exons: 1
Coding region: 1-861 (286 amino acids)
Biological process (GO): membrane organization; endoplasmic reticulum tubular network organization
Cellular component (GO): membrane; endoplasmic reticulum
Source: RefSeq, a predicted model, not a curated record